Letharia columbiana is the source of this 501-nucleotide messenger RNA. RefSeq lists its product as uncharacterized. Lineage: Eukaryota; Fungi; Ascomycota; Lecanoromycetes; Lecanorales; Parmeliaceae. Bases 1 to 501 code for a protein of 166 amino acids. The transcript has a single exon. The record is from RefSeq and is a predicted model, not a curated record.
AUGACUCAUGGUACCGCGGAUGGAAGAUCCAUGAUCCAGAAUCACGGCGCGAGGAGUAAAUACACGAUCUUCGUAUCCACCAAUGUGUCAAGCCAAAGCUGGACUAGUAUCGGCACAUCGACUGAUAUUCCAUGCGUCGGAACAACCAUCUGCUCUCAGAAGCCAAAGACGGUAGAUUUGGACCGGUCAUUACCUCCGACCCCAAUUUCCGAAAGUCCUCAGAUUUCACCCGUCAUAGCAGACUUUAGUGGGUCUGUGACGACAAGGAAAGGUUCCGAAGCGUUUGUUGAAAGGCCAGCUGCUGGGAAGUCUAUUUGCGGGACAAUGGGCCGAGUUCCAUCUCAUACUCGUCUUAACGCUUGGCAGCGUGAGCUUGCACAUUUGAGUUACGCGUCGAUGGAUAUGGAGUUCGUCAUCCCGUCGGGCCUGUCGGAAGCUGAGACCAUAAAGCCUCUGAAUGUCUACAAGGAAAUGGAAAGAAGCCGCCGCAAUUUCUUUUAG